AUGUUUGCCCGGAACCCUGUCCUCAACCAGUCCGGCCCCGCUGAGUUUGUGUUCCGUGUGUUCUCCACAGUCCCAGAAAUUCAAGCCCUCCUCUUCCUUCUUUUCCUCCUCCUCUAUUUGAUGAUCCUUUGCGGCAACACAGCCAUCAUCUGGGUGGUGUGCACGCUGAGAUCCCUCCACACCCCAAUGUAUUUCUUCCUGUCCAACUUGUCCUUCAUAGAGAUCUGCUACACCACCGUCGUGGUGCCCCUGAUGCUCUCCAACAUUUUUGGGGCCCAGAAGCCCAUUCCCCUGGCUGGCUGUGCGGCCCAAAUGUUCUUUUUUCUCAUGCUUGGAGGUGCUGACUGCUUUCUCUUGGCGGUUAUGGCUUAUGACCGCUACGUGGCCAUCUGCCACCCCCUGCACUACACCCUUGUCAUGACCCGGAAGCUAUGUGUCCAGAUGGUGGUUGGUGCCAUGGCCCUGGCACUCUUCCUCUCCUUGCAGCUCACGGUCUUAAUCUUCACGUUGCCCUUCUGUGGGCAUCUCCGGGAAAUCAACCACUUCCUCUGUGACGUUCCUCCAGUCCUGCGCCUGGCCUGUGCUGAUACCCAUGUGCACCAGGCUGUCCUCUAUGUGGUCGGCAUCCUUGUGCUGACCAUCCCCUUCAUCCUUAUCUCAGUGUCCUACUCGUUCAUCACACUGACCAUCCUACGCAUCCGUUCCACUGAAGGCCGCCGCCGGGCCUUCUCCACCUGUUCCUCCCACCUUAUGGUGGUCUUGCUGCAGUAUGGCUGUUGUGCCCUGGUCUACCUGCGUCCCCAGUCCAGCUCCUCAGUGGAUGAGGAUCGUCAAUUUGCCCUUGUUUACACAUUUAUCACCCCCUUACUCAACCCUCUGAUCUACACCCUUAGGAACAAAGAUGUCAAAGGUGGUCUGAGGAAGGCCAUUGGAAGCAAAGGAACAGCUGAAGUUCUCUGA
Molecule: messenger RNA, 960 nt
Organism: Orycteropus afer afer
Lineage: Eukaryota; Metazoa; Chordata; Mammalia; Tubulidentata; Orycteropodidae
Product: olfactory receptor 10Q1-like
Exons: 1
Coding region: 1-960 (319 amino acids)
Biological process (GO): G protein-coupled receptor signaling pathway
Cellular component (GO): membrane
Molecular function (GO): olfactory receptor activity; G protein-coupled receptor activity
Source: RefSeq, a predicted model, not a curated record